Amborella trichopoda is the source of this 2662-nucleotide messenger RNA. RefSeq names its product protein trichome birefringence-like 19. Lineage: Eukaryota; Viridiplantae; Streptophyta; Magnoliopsida; Amborellales; Amborellaceae. Gene Ontology annotation, molecular function: O-acetyltransferase activity. Gene Ontology annotation, cellular component: Golgi apparatus. The record is from RefSeq and is a predicted model, not a curated record.
CCUACAGCCAUGAAUCUCCAUUCCUUAGAAACCCUAAUUGGGAAUUAUUUCUCAAAGGCCCCAAAAAGAGCUGCACUCUUACUGUCAUCAAUCCUUAUUCUCUUUGCUGUCAUUCCUCUCUCCUUCUGUAUCAAAAUUCCUUCUUUCCUUUUGAUAAAUUCUACUCUUUGGGGCAACAACAUAAGAGAUUCUACUGCUAACGAUCUUGGGGCCUUUAAAGAAACCAGUAGAAGUUGUGAUAUAUUUACAGGAGAAUGGGUUCCUGACCCAAAGGCCCCUUAUUACACCAACACCACAUGUUGGGCCAUUCAUGAUCAACAAAAUUGCAUGAAAUAUGGAAGGCCAGACACUGGGUUCAUGAAAUGGAAGUGGAGACCAGAUGAGUGCGAGAUGCCGGAGUUCAAUCCGUCGGAGUUUUUCGAGACUGUGAGAGGGAAGUCCAUAGCUUUCGUGGGCGACUCGGUUGCGAGGAACCAUAUGCAGUCCUUGAUUUGCCUCUUGUCCAGGGUGGAGUACCCUGUGGACGCCUCCAUUGUCAGUGACGAGAGGUUCAGGCGUUGGUUCUACACCACCUACAAUUUCACCAUUGCUGCCUUUUGGUCCCCUUACCUUGUCAAAUCUAUGGAAGCUGACCCUUUGGGCCCCAUGCACACAGGGCUAUUUAACCUCCAUCUCGAUACCUUUGAUGACAAUUGGACAGCCCAGAUCGAAGGAUUUGACUAUGUCAUCAUAUCUGCCGGCCAUUGGUUCGUUCGACCUAUGGUCUUCUAUGAGCAAGGCAAAGUCGUUGGGUGCUUCUAUUGCAAACAGAAGAAUAUCACAGACUUGGGCAUAUACUAUGCCUAUAGAAGAGCCUUCAGAACAGCAUUCAAAGCCAUUAAUGGGCUACAAAAUUUCAAGGGUACAACUUUCUUGAGGACCUUUGCCCCUGCGCACUUUGAGGGUGGUCUUUGGAAUGAAGGUGGGAACUGUAUAAGAACCAAACCUGUCAAGAGCAAUGAGACAAUGUUAGAGGGGAUGAGCAUGGAGUUGUACAUGAUCCAAAUUGAGGAGUUUAGAGAUGCAGAAAGAGUGGCUCGAGAGAGAGGGCACAAAUUUAGAGUUAUUGACACUACCCAGGCUAUGUUAAUGAGGCCUGAUGGCCACCCCAGUAGGUUCGGGCACUGGCCUCAAGAGAAUGUGCCAUUGUACAAUGAUUGUGUGCACUGGUGCCUUCCGGGUCCAAUAGAUAGCUGGAACUCUUUUCUACUUGAAAUGUUGAAGACGGAAGUUGGGAGGACACUCUUACGAUGACACCUGCAGCACUUGGGGAGAGAGACUGAAACAAAUAAUCACCAAAUUGGAAUUAGAAGUCUCAAAAGUUCAGAAUGGAUUUGGAAAGGAGAAAGAUGAAAAAGACCAGAAUGGCUUUGGAAGAGAGAGUUUAAAACCAUGAAAUUGGAUUUAUAUCUUAUGGAUACGUUAUACAAGGAAAGAUUCCAGGAAUUAAUUUAGUGUUGUGUGUUUGGUACAAGAUAUCUGUCCAAAUAGUCAUAAAUGUAACGGUGAUGUAUUUGUAACAUCACCCUAAUGUGUCUCAUUAUAUCGCAGUUGAAGGCCUAAUUGGGAUACUUUUACAUGCAAAUAAUGGCCUACAUUACCAUUUGCAGACUGUCCCCCAUUUUGUUGGUCAGUAAAUAAUUGAUAUUUGUAUAUUCUGCAGUGAAUUGUACCAGAAGAUACCAAAAUAUUUGCUCUCCUCUUUGUCUACAUAUUAAAAUGACCUUGAGAGCUGUAUUGCUUUGUUUCCUCUUUUAACCAAGUCAAUGACAUAAAUGCCCUCAAUCUCCCUUGACUUAACUGGUCACUAAGUACUAAUAAAAAGUCCAUAUUUAUCCCUGACAAUGGCUGUCUCAAGUAUUAUAGAAAAUCAGAAGAAUAUUUCCAUGUUAUUAACAAAGGCCAGUAGGCUGCAAAUGCCUAAGCCUAACGAAACACCUAAAAAGCCUUUCUGCAAGACCACUAAUCAAAAGAAAGAGACUCAACACAAAUAAAUCAAGAAGACUGAAAAACUAGACUACUCAGGACUAGUAAACUCCACCAUAAAUCUUGAUGCCCCCAACUCAAAGCCUCCUUGGCAAGAGGAAGUAAAAAGUGCCACCAUCUUCAAACUUAGUGGAGAAAACUUUAUCACUAACUACUUAAUGGUUUGGUCAAAAUUUCUAGGACUCCCUAGUUCAUUGUGGAAAGAGAGGAUCUUUCAUUCCACCAUCCACCGCAAGAGGCCUAUCAAAACUUAGCCAAGGAUAACCCUUAAGGUCAAUUUUUGGUAGCCAAUAUACGAAUCUCAAAUUGUAAAGCCUACCAAAAGAGUUAGUUUCAAAAAAAAAAACGUCCUGUCAAAAGUUCCCAUUUUGGCAUCGGACCACAGAAGCUUCAUCCAGAUAUUUUUCCUGAGCCUUUGAAAUCAUAAGGAAACCAGCAGUUUGAUUUCCCUUGGCAAACCAUCUAAACCCAUGAAUGUGUUACAACUCAUCCAACUCCUCAACAGAAUCAAGAACCUAGCUCCACUAAGUCAGUAGUGGAACCCUCAGAGACACAGGGAUGGGACCCAGACUUAACCAAACCUAAAGUUAUUAGACCCAAACCCAAACCGACCCAAACAAAAAAAAAAAGCUUUAAA